Molecule: messenger RNA, 2748 nt
Organism: Nomascus leucogenys (northern white-cheeked gibbon)
Lineage: Eukaryota; Metazoa; Chordata; Mammalia; Primates; Hylobatidae
Product: serine/threonine-protein kinase SIK1
Exons: 14
Coding region: 189-2540 (783 amino acids)
Biological process (GO): microtubule cytoskeleton organization; intracellular signal transduction; protein phosphorylation
Cellular component (GO): cytoplasm
Molecular function (GO): ATP binding; tau-protein kinase activity; protein serine/threonine kinase activity
Source: RefSeq, a predicted model, not a curated record
GGCCGGGGCGGGGCCGGGCGCCGCGUGCGGCGGAGCGCGGCGGCUCCGGGCUGACAUGCGGCGCGGCCCCGGAGGCAACAGCAGCGGCGGCGGCAGCCGGAGCAGUAGGCACCCGAGCAGCGCGAGCGGCCGAGCGGGCGGCUUCCUGGCCUGGGCGCUCCGGGGGCGGCGGAGGUGCGCGCGGAGCCAUGGUUAUCAUGUCGGAGUUCAGCGCGGACCCCGCGGGCCAGGGCCAGGGCCAGCAGAAGCCCCUCCGGGUGGGUUUUUACGACAUCGAGCGGACCCUGGGCAAAGGCAACUUCGCGGUGGUGAAGCUGGCGCGGCAUCGAGUCACCAAAACACAGGUUGCAAUAAAAAUAAUUGAUAAAACACGAUUAGAUUCAAGCAAUUUGGAGAAAAUCUAUCGUGAGGUUCAGCUGAUGAAGCUUCUGAACCAUCCACACAUCAUAAAGCUUUACCAGGUUAUGGAAACAAAAGAUAUGCUUUACAUCGUCACUGAAUUUGCGAAAAAUGGAGAAAUGUUUGAUUAUUUGACUUCCAACGGGCACCUGAGUGAGAACGAGGCGCGGACGAAGUUUUGGCAAAUCCUGUCGGCUGUGGAGUACUGUCACGACCGUCACAUCGUCCACCGGGACCUCAAGACCGAGAACCUCCUGCUGGAUGGCAACAUGGACAUCAAGCUGGCAGAUUUUGGAUUUGGGAAUUUCUACAAGUCAGGAGAGCCUCUGUCCACGUGGUGUGGGAGCCCCCCGUAUGCCGCCCCGGAAGUCUUUGAGGGGAAGGAGUAUGAAGGCCCCCAGCUGGACAUCUGGAGCCUGGGCGUGGUGCUGUAUGUCCUGGUCUGCGGUUCUCUCCCCUUCGAUGGGCCUAACCUGCCGACGCUGAGACAGCGGGUGCUGGAGGGCCGCUUCCGCAUCCCCUUCUUCAUGUCUCAAGACUGUGAGAGCCUGAUCCGCCGUAUGCUGGUGGUGGACCCCGCCAGGCGCAUCAGCAUCGCCCAGAUCCGGCAGCACCGGUGGAUGCGGGCUGAGCCCUGCUUGCCGGGACCCGCCUGCCCCACCUUCUCCGCGCACAGCUACAGCUCCAACCUGGGCGACUACGAUGAGCAGGUGCUGGGUAUCAUGCAGAGCCUGGGUGUUGACCGGCAGAGGACGGUGGAGUCACUGCAAAACAGCAGCUAUAACCACUUUGCUGCCAUUUAUUACCUCCUCCUCGAGCGGCUCAAGGAGUAUCGGAAUGCCCAGUGUGCCCGCCCUGGGCCUGCCAGGCAGCCGCGGCCUCGAAGCUCGGACCUCAGCGGUUUGGAGGUGCCUCAGGAAGGUCUUUCCACCGACCCUUUCCGACCCGCCUUGCUGUGCCCACAGCCGCAGACCUUGGUGCAGUCCGUCCUGCAGGCCAAGAUGGACUGUGAGCUCCAGAGCUCACUGCAGUGGCCCUUGUUCUUCCCGGUGGAUGCCAGCUGCAGCGGAGUGUUCCGGCCCCGGCCCGUGUCCCCGAGCAGCCUGCUGGACACAGCCAUCAGCGAGGAGGCCAGGCAGGGGCCGGGCCUAGAGGAGGAGCAGGACACGCUGGAGUCCCUGCCCAGCAGCACGGGACGGAGGCACACCCUGGCCGAGGUCUCCACCCGCCUCUCCCCACUCACCGCUCCAUGUAUAGUCGUCUCCCCCUCCGCCACGGCGAGUCCUGCAGAGGGAACCAGCUCGGACAGUUGUCUGACCUUCUCUGCGAGCAAAAGCCCUGCGGGGCUCAGUGGCACCCCGGCCACUCAGGGGCUGUUGGGCGCCUGCUCCCCGGUCAGGCUGGCCUCACCCUUCCUGGGGUCGCAGUCCGCCACCCCAGUGCUGCAGGCUCAGGGGGGCUUGGGAGGAGCUGUUCUGCUCCCUGUCAGCUUCCAGGAGGGACGGCGGGCGUCGGACACCUCACUGACUCAAGGGCUGAAGGCCUUUCGGCAGCAGCUGAGGAAGACCACACGGACCAAAGGGUUUCUGGGACUGAACAAAAUCAAGGGGCUGGCUCGCCAGGUGUGCCAGGCCCCCGCCAAUCGGGCCAGCAGGGGCGGCCUGAGCCCCUUCCACACCCCUGCACAGAGCCCAGGCCUGCAUGGCGGCGCAGCCGGCAGCCGGGAGGGCUGGAGCCUGCUGGAGGAGGUGCUAGAGCAGCAGAGGCUGCUCCAGUUACAGCACCACCCGGCCGCUGCACCUGGCUGCUCACAGGCCCCCCAGCCGGCCCCUGCCCCAUUUGUGAUCGCCCCCUGUGAUGGCCCUGGGGCUGCCCCGCUCCCCAGCACCCUCCUCAUGUCGGGGCUCCCGCUGCUGCCGCCCCCACUCCUGCAGACCGGCGUCUCCCCGGUGGCCUCGGCGGCACAGCUCCUGGACACACACCUGCACAUUGGCGCCAGCCCCACCACCCGCCCCGCUGUGCCCUCACCACGCCUGGCCAGGCUGGCCCCAGGUUGUGAGCCCCUGGGGCUGCUGCAGGGGGACUGUGAGAUGGAGGACCUGACGGCCUGCCCCCUAGGCACCUUUGUCCUGGUGCAGUGAGGGCAGCCCUGCAUCCUGGCGCGGACACUGACUCUUACAGCAAUAACUUCAGAGUAGGUGAGGACGUCUGGACUCAAAGCCAAGAACUUUCUAGAAGUGAAAUAAGCAAUACGUUAGGUGUUUUGGCUUUUUAGUUUAUUUUUUUCUUGCACUGAGUGACCUCAACUUUGAGUAGGGACUGGAAACUUUAGGAAGAAAGAUAAUUGAG